Molecule: messenger RNA, 489 nt
Organism: Eufriesea mexicana
Lineage: Eukaryota; Metazoa; Arthropoda; Insecta; Hymenoptera; Apidae
Gene: AIMP3
Product: aaRS-interacting multifunctional protein 3
Exons: 4
Biological process (GO): positive regulation of DNA damage response, signal transduction by p53 class mediator
Cellular component (GO): nucleus; aminoacyl-tRNA synthetase multienzyme complex; cytoplasm
Source: RefSeq, a predicted model, not a curated record
AAAUCUAAAAUAAUGGUUUUGUGUAACGUGAAAUGUUUAGAAAGAAUUUCAAAUUACUUAGAUAUUUCUCCCUUACCAAUGAAAAUCAACGAAAAUGAGCUUGUUACCGAAGGAUUUAGUACUAUGAUACAACAUUUAGUUGAAAUUUCAAAAUAUCCUGAUAUACUUGGAACUGAUAAUGAAAUGAAAGCAUUAUCCCGUCAGUGGUUGGAAUAUGCAGUUGUUUGUGUUAAUUUUGCUGAUAUUUCCACUAUUGUGAAAAGAGUUUUGCAAGAAUUAAAUUCUGCACUAAUGUGUAACACGUACUUAACUGGUUCAAAGAAAACCAUAGCUGAUAUCACAUUAUAUUAUAUUUUAUAUUCAAUAAUGCGAGAAUUAACGCUUCCAGAAAAGGCUCAAUAUGUGAAUGUGUCAAGAUGGUUUGAUAAUAUGCAACAAGAGGAAAAAUUAAGACAAGAAUUAGAUUUAAUUUCUUUUGAUAUGUUACAU